AUGGCAAUAGGUAGGCAAGAAACUUUCCAGAAGCCAGCUUUAAGCAACUUUUUAUCCCCACUAAGAGACUCAGGACAGAGGAAUAGUUCCUUGGGGUACACUCCAAGAAUUCCUCAAGCUCAAGUCGGAUCUCUCAUCAACUCUUUCCAGCUGUAUGAAGGGAUUUAAUGAUAGAAAAUUCAGGAGAGGUGUGAAAAUCAAUGAAUUGAUCCACAAAGAGAAAGUUUUGCCUGCUAUCCUAGCUUAUAAAAGCCCUCCAAGUAGGUCAAUUCAACAUUCAACAAUGAGUACUCGCGGUGGGAAAAUAUUCAGGAUGCCUCAAGCAAAUUUGGUAGGGGCUCAAAACUCACUUGGAAGGACUCAGAGAGGGUUCAAAACAGGCAUUGAUCAUCACAGCAUAAACUCCAAGAGGAUACAGAAAGUAACACGAAAAGAUCUCUGAGUCAGGAACUCUAUUUCCUUUGCAAAGACCAAGAACUUUUACCAAUUUUCUCACUCUGUUAUAGAAUAUAGCCCUUGAGAGAGAAAAACACCUUUAAAACCUACUCAUUUAAAUCUAAAAUUUAACAAAAUAAAGCUGGGAAAGAGGAGAAAGUCGAUCAGGCAAUACAAGCGAGAAUCACGGCAGCUCCCAAAGAAACUUAUGCUUAGAAAGUUCAAGAAGGAAGUUAACCAAAAUAUGGAUAUCAAAAUGUUGAAUUUUGAUAACUAAAUCUCAAUCUUUA
Moneuplotes crassus is the source of this 725-nucleotide messenger RNA. The record is from the annotation of a GenBank genome assembly. Lineage: Eukaryota; Ciliophora; Spirotrichea; Euplotida; Euplotidae.